AUGAUGAAAGCUUUCACUUUUGCUGCGAUUAUCGCCACCAUCUUUGCUUUCUUCAAGUUUGCUGCUGCCAGCAGCGAAUUGGCUGAAAACCCUCCAAUUACCAACAAGGUGUACUUUGACAUUGAGGAGGAUGGAAAGUCCAUUGGUAGAAUCACAAUUGGUUUGUUCGGUUCUGUUGUGCCAAAGACAGCUGAGAACUUCAGACAAUUGGCUAUCUCUGAGGACCCUAAGUUCGGUUACACCGGUUCUAUCUUCCACCGUAUCAUCCCUAAGUUCAUGCUUCAGGGUGGUGACUUCGAGACCGGUAAGGGUUUCGGUGGCAAGUCCAUCUACGGUGGUAAGUUCGACGAUGAGAACUUCACCUUGAAGCACGACAGACCAUACAGAUUGUCGAUGGCUAACGCUGGCCGUAACACCAACGGCUCCCAGUUCUUCAUCACCACUGUCUUGACUCCAUGGUUGAACAACGCCCACGUUGUCUUCGGUGAGGUUCUUGACGGUAAGGACGUCGUUGACUACAUGGAGAAGGUCAAGACCAGCUACGGUGACAGACCUGUCAAGGAAUUGAAGAUCGCCGCUGCUGGUGAGCUCGAGCUCACUGAGGAGGAGGCUUCUGCCAGAGACGCUGUCAAGGAUGCCGAUGCCAAGAAGGACGAGCUUUAG
Candidozyma haemuli is the source of this 663-nucleotide messenger RNA. It is a transcript of the gene CYP5, whose product is annotated as peptidylprolyl isomerase family protein. Gene Ontology annotation, biological process: protein folding; protein peptidyl-prolyl isomerization. Gene Ontology annotation, molecular function: peptidyl-prolyl cis-trans isomerase activity. Gene Ontology annotation, cellular component: endoplasmic reticulum; fungal-type vacuole. The record is from RefSeq and is a predicted model, not a curated record. NCBI's taxonomy places the organism in Eukaryota, Fungi, Ascomycota, Pichiomycetes, Serinales, Metschnikowiaceae. The coding region runs from base 1 to 663 and encodes 220 amino acids. The transcript has a single exon.